GUGGUAUACCCACGUAUCCCACGUUGCUAGGUAGACUCGCGGCGCGUAGAACCGAAUCGCGCCAGUGUCUGGACCCAGUUGUCGUGGACACUUUCGAAUCACGCUGGCCAAAAGUGGAGAGACGUCCGUUAUGGUUGACUGUGCUCUGUCGUAGUCGGCGCGACGAGUUACACGCGUUGCAGUACGGUAGCGUCUAGAAGAGACGGGAGAUCAGUCCCAAAUUCAAUUGGAGUUUCGAUUUAAAGUCUGUAAAGUUGAUGCGACUCGAGAUUCGGCCGACGGACACGAGCUUUCGUUUAUUUCCAAAAUUCGAAGGUAACGAUACUGGUCGAGCCGGGUUAUCGUUUAUCAGCGGUGACAUUGGCACGGCGAUUGAUCAGCACGCGAUGCCAAUUAAGUGACUUCGCGGCCUCCUUCCUGCCGAGACACCUGCUCACUACAGGAGAGAAGGUUCUAUCACGGAGGGGUGAAUCAUAACGAUCGAAAUGGCGCUCGCGUGGCACAUAUCAAUCUUUUUCUUGAUGGUCACUCGGGGCGAACCCUGUACGGAGUACGGAUGUCCAGGACGGCCGCAGUAUGACCCUUUCGUACCUGCGCCUCCAGGAUACACUCCCCACUGCGCGCCACCGGGGCAGACAUUCUGCGAAACCCCAGACCACUAUCCUCGACAACUCAUCAAGUUUCUCGUCGACAAAUGCAGCUUCGACUUUAACACCGCGUUGCAAGAUGAAUCCCGCGACGAUUUCAAUGCAUACAGUUCUUCGCCGGAUUAUGAUCAAGGCUAUGACUAUCCACGACAAGACAAUAGUCAAUUAUACACGCAGCCUCCUCUAAAAGGAGAGCCAGCCCUCGUAUAUGGUCCUCCGUCCAAUAGCAGCCGUUAUCACAGUUACAAACACUCCGCGCCAGAAUCGCAGAGGAACCCUUUCCUCCCGGAAGUAACGUUGAAGUAUCAUCAGGACGUUCUACGGCAACUCGAUCGUUCUUACUCUCAGGAAUCCUUGGGCGUAUUCAGACCGAACCAAUCAUGGUUGACGAAUAGAUAUUCGCGAAGUGACAAGGUAGCGCCGCGAAGUUACAGCGUGAACCCGUUGUUGAGCUACGCUAAACUUAAGGGCGACCGUGUAAAGAGACAGUCGGAUCCGGAAAUCAUUCCCCUGUGUCCCACACGAGAGCAAUACAUCGCUCCCCGUGCCGCUCUAAACAAAGAGGGCAACUGGAUGUAUGUUGUUAAUAUUCCGGGCCAGGACAAGUACACGCAGCUCGUCAGAAGCGAGAAGUGCUUGAACGAUGUGUGCAACGGUAUAUGCUCCAUCCCGGAGGGAUACAGGAGUAGGUGCCAGCAGCAAUUCGUACAAAAGAGACUAGUGGCACUCGAGGGAAGCGGGAAUCGACUUUACACCGACUUGUUCUGGUUUCCGCAUGGCUGCGCGUGCCAGAUUAUUCAGAAUUUCUGAGGACACGGGCGAUUACGGCGCGUUGCGGCAUUGCGCGAAUGGGGUGCGUUUCCAGGGGAUAAGCGCUAUUAAAUGGUAGUAUGUCGUUCUCUACACGAUUGUAAUCCCGCGACCACAGAGCGCGCCUGGCAACGGCAUUGAAAGUGUACUCGUAUACCGAUAAUGUAGCGUUCUAUGAGCGACGCGUACCCGAGUAAAGUAUCGCGACGCGUAUUACCAGCGAUGUCAGGCAGAGGCGAAUACACGUUGUCAGUCUAUUAUUAAUUGCCAUUGCCAAUUGCUAAUCGCAAACGGUGUAAAUCUGUUAAAGGCGUGAAUAAACGCCCUCAAUGGUGUCCCUUUGCGACAAACAGGCGAGAAAUUUUUCAGAAAUGUGCCGAUCAUAUGAUAUUACAUUUAUACUCGCGUUGCACAUUUAGCGUAAGAUAUAUAUACAUACAUACAUAUAUAUGUAUAUUGUUCACAUUGACUUAUAGUAUAAAGACAUCUCGAAUAUCUCUUAUUUAUCUUUCGGCAUCCACGAUCGCCGAUUCGCCAGAGAACUCUGCAAAGACAGGCCGUGUAAUUUCAUAAAUCAAUUUUACGUAUCGUUUUUAAUUAAUAUAUUACUCUCUUUUAUUUUGGACACCAUCCGACAACUUUAUCUAGAGAAUAUCUCAACAAAUAGUUGUAUCGCCAUGAUUGAGCUUAUUUAUACAAUAGGCACUUCUCGUCGGUAAAACCGGAAAGGGAUGGCGGAAGGAAAUCUCGUAAUUAUGUAAUGAAACUUAAAAGCGGAUUUUUUACGUGCGCUAUUUAUACGCGAAUAUAUAAUGAAGGAUUAUUAAUUUA
Vollenhovia emeryi is the source of this 2288-nucleotide messenger RNA. RefSeq lists its product as uncharacterized. Lineage: Eukaryota; Metazoa; Arthropoda; Insecta; Hymenoptera; Formicidae. The transcript has 8 exons. Gene Ontology annotation, biological process: regulation of Toll signaling pathway; central nervous system formation; innate immune response. Gene Ontology annotation, molecular function: Toll binding; growth factor activity. The record is from RefSeq and is a predicted model, not a curated record. Bases 486 to 1457 code for a protein of 323 amino acids. Gene Ontology annotation, cellular component: extracellular region.